This is a messenger RNA of Scophthalmus maximus (turbot), 7665 nucleotides long. Its product is annotated as bromodomain-containing protein 4-like. The record is from RefSeq and is a predicted model, not a curated record. The transcript has 22 exons. Gene Ontology annotation, biological process: chromatin remodeling; positive regulation of transcription elongation by RNA polymerase II. Gene Ontology annotation, cellular component: nucleus; chromatin. Lineage: Eukaryota; Metazoa; Chordata; Actinopteri; Pleuronectiformes; Scophthalmidae. The coding region runs from base 596 to 5389 and encodes 1597 amino acids.
CCCACCUUUUAUUUGAGUGACGCCGCCCGAUCUCGGUUUCGGUGCGAACACUUCCGCGUUGUGUCGCGUCCUGCUCUCCGCGCCGAGGUCGCCGCCGUGGCACGCGACCACUCCGCGCUGUCAAGCGCUGCACCGCUAGCUUGCUGGGUCGCCGCCGCCGCCGCGCUAGCCUGUUAGCUGCUAAUGCUGUUUGUUUGUAGCCCCCCCCCGGUAGGCCGUAUUCGUGACACGGAGUUACGCGCGAUUCGGCGGCGCAGCAGCUCACGCGCGACGGCGCAGACGCUCCGAACGCGACGCAAAGUCACUUGGAGAAUAUCGAUCAGCCCCCUCGCGCCCCGGCGCCGAGUUGCGUCGCGAGCGGACGCGCUGCGUGCCGAGCUGUCACUGUCACCGCGCUGCGGAGCGCGAGGGGACAUGGCGGCGUCGCGACGCGGAGGCUAGCGACGCGGCUACAGCAGAGCUGUUUCGGGCAUUGGCCGUGCGGCUGCUCUGCGUCGACGAGAAGUGACGCUGUUGUUGACGUCGAGUGCUCGCUAGCUCAACCGCCGGCUAGCGGGUGUAGCUAAAUGGCUGCACAACUACCAGAAGGUGUCAAAUGACACGAGUGUUCUGUCGCUUCCGCUGCUGCUCGACACCUGGUGUGAUGUUUGAAACAGCCGUACACGGUGCGACCCCUCCGCCCUCCAUCAGUGUGUUGGAGUUUCCUUGCCCCCCCGCUCCGUCAGCGUGUCGCCGACAAGCUUCCAUCGGGAACUCGCCGCCUCACCAACUGAGAUAUGAUCACCCAAUCGGAUUAGACAACAGCUGCACGGCAACAAACAUAGAGUCGAGUGAGGAGUGUAAUGGCCUGAGGGGGUUCCCCCCAGUCCAACCUGCCCCUGCCAGGUCCAGCCUGCCUCACCUGUCUGCUCGGCCACUGCGACCCACCGCUGCGAUGGGAGACGGACUGGAGGCAGGCAGCAGCCAGAACCCUCCCUCUGCCCCACCACCCCUCCCCUUCAACCCCCCAGCACCUGAAACAUGGAACCCCUCCAGACCCAAGCGACAGACCAACCAGCUACAGUACCUGCUUAAAGUGGUGUUUAAGACAUUAUGGAAGCACCACUUUGCAUGGCCCUUCCAGGCUCCUGUAGAUGCCAUCGCACUCAAUUUGCCUGACUACUACAAGAUCAUCAAGACUCCAAUGGACAUGGGCACAAUCAAGAAACGCCUGGAGAGCAACUACUACUGGAACGCCCAGGAGUGUAUCCAAGACUUCAACACAAUGUUCACAAACUGCUACAUCUACAACAAGUCUGGGGACGAUAUCGUCCUGAUGGCGGAGAGCUUGGAAAAGCUCUUUCUCCAGAAGAUCACAGAGAUGCCGCAGGAGGAGAAAGAGAUCGCCGUGGUCACCAAGGGACGGCGCGGGGGCAGACGGGACUCAGCUCUGACAACAAAGUCGGAUUCAGGCCAAGACUCGUCGUCCCCCUCCAGCACCCCGCACACACGAGGCUUUUCGUCCCCACCGACCACCCCACAGACCCGUCCUGCACCCACCCCUCAAGGCCCUCCAACACUACCCCUGCCCCAGCUUUUGCCCCAGCUGCUGCCCCAGCUUCUGCCCCAACCCCUUCCUCAGCUUCUGCCCCAGCCUCUUCCCCAGCUUCUGCCCCAGCCCCUUCCCCAGCCUCUGCUCCAUUCUUUGCCCCAACAUCUGCCCCAACAUCUGCCCCAACAUCUGCCCCAACAUCUGCCCCAACAUCUGCCCCAACAUCUGCCCCAACAUCUGCCCCAACAUCUGCCCCAGCCUCUGCUCCACCCUCAGCCUCCCCCUCGUGUGCCUCCGACACCCACCUCCCACACCCACCUGGGAACCCCAUUCCCCCUUUCGACUCCAGAUGUCCUGGCCCAAGGCAUGACCUCUGUUCCCCCUCCUGCCCCGACACACCCAGGCCUCCAUCCCGUCCCGAUGCUGCAGAGCUCCCCUGCCCUUAUCAAGCAAAGGAAGAGCCAGAAGAGGAAAGCAGACACCACCACUCCCACAGCCAACGACCAGCUCAGCGAAUCGUCUCCCGUCUCCGCCGAGGCUCGGCCGCGGCGAGAGAGCAGUCGUCCGUUGAAGCAACCCAAAAGAGAAGCAUCGCAGCCGGACUCUCAGCAUCACCCGGGCGCUGGUCCGGAGACGGGAGGGACGGCGACGCCGAAGCGCCAGGAGCAGCUGCGUUCCUGCGCCCGACUGGUCAGAGAGAUGCUGUCCAAGAAGCACGUGGCGUACGCCUGGCCCUUCUACAAGCCCGUCGACGCCAAAGCUCUCGGCCUCCACGACUACCAUGACAUCAUCAAGCACCCCAUGGAUCUCAGUAGCAUCAAGAAAAAGCUAGACAACAAACAGUACAGAGAUGCUCAAGAGUUCGCCGCAGACAUGAGGAUGAUGUUCUCCAACUGUUACAAGUACAAUCCUCCGGACCACGACGUGGUCGGCAUGGCGCGCAAACUACAGGAUGUGUUUGAGAUGCGCUUCGCCAAAAUGCCCGACGAGCCAGAGGAGCCCAGCCCUGUUCCUACCCCGUCGUCGGCCCUCCACCCUGCCCCCUCCACUCGACAAGCCCCGCCUCUUUCCGUUGUGUCGGAAGACGACAGCUCCAGCUCCUCCGAGUCGGAGUCCUCGGGAGCGGACUCGGAACACGACAGGCAACACCGGUUGGCCGAGUUACAGGAACAGCUCAAAGCUGUCCACGAACAGCUGGCAGCGCUCUCCCAGCCGCCGGCCUGCAAGCCGAAGAAGAAAGAGAGGGAGAAGGAGAAGGAGAAGGAGAAGAAGGAGAAGGAGAAGGAGAAAGAGAAGGAGAAGGAGAAGAAGAAAGAAAAGCACAAGAAGAAGAUGGGAGCGGAGGAAACCGUGGAGGCACCUCCGCCCGUGAUGCUUCAGCCUCCGAAGAAAAGCAAGAGCAUCAAGGAGCCGAUCGUUGUGAAGAAGGAGAGGAAGAAGCCCGGUAAGAAAGAAGGCGUGAAGAGCAGCCGCCCGGCCGCGCCCCCUCCGCCCGGGCCGACCCCCCUCGUCCCCUCAGCCACUCUCGAAGCCGAGGAUGAAAUAGAUGUGUUCGGGGGCGCGUCCACCGAACGUGGCAAGCCGAUGUCGUACGAGGAGAAGCGCCAGCUCAGCCUGGACAUCAACAAGUUGCCCGGUGACAAACUGGGCCGCGUCGUGCACAUAAUCCAGACGCGGGAGCCGUCGCUGAAGAACUCCAACCCGGACGAGAUCGAGAUCGACUUUGAGACGCUGAAGCCCUCGACGCUGAGGGAGCUGGAGAAAUACGUCUCGAGCUGCCUCAAGAAGAAGAAAAGACCAUCAGUCGAGAAGCCUCUGGAAAUGACAAAUGUGACAAAGAUGAAGACGGGAUCUUCAUCCUCAGGCAGCAGCGACUCCUCUGACAGUGAAGACUCUGAGAAUGGGCUGGUUCCCAAACAGCAGAAGAAGAUCUCGACUAUUAAAGAACCGAAGAGGCCGCAUCAGCAGUCCCUCCUCAGCGCAAUCUGCCCAGUCCCUCCUCAGCCUCAGCCUCAGCCGCAGCCUCAGCUGCAGCCACAGCUUCAGCCUCAAGUCGUCCAGUCCAAACCCCAAUUCGUCCCCCCUCCCCCUGUCCCUGUCCCCGUCUCAGUCCCAGCUCUGGACCCCUCCCAGCUGCUGUCCUCAGGAUUUGAUCCCCUGGCCCACUUCAUGAACCCACACCUGACGCACUCAAACGCCGAGCCCAACCCCGCCAUCGCUGCUGCUGCCGGUGCCCCCGUCGCCUCUGGCCUCCUCAACACGAACACUUCCAGCGGCCAGACGCACACCGAGACGCAUCCCUUCCUAAACCAACAUCCCAUCAUACCCUCACCAGCGAUCCACAACGCACUUCCCCAGCAACCAUCGCGACCCAGCAACCGCGCUGCACCGCUUCCCCCCAAACCCCCGCAGCCUCCCCCGUCCUCCCUCCCCUCCCUGCCCCCGCCCCCUGCACCGCAGCUUCAGCCCUCGCUUCAGCCCUCGCUUCAGCCCUCGCUUCCCCUCGUGCUUCCCCAGCCCGUCCCCCGGCCGCGAGUGCCCUCGCCCGCGUCGCACGGCAUCUUGGGCACCCUGUCGGCGCAACCUCCCCAGGCGCUGCUGGAGGACGACGAGGAGCCGACGGCCCCCAGCUCCCAAACCCCGCCCCUCAGCCAGGUGCACACCUUCCUGCAGGCUCUACAGGCUCGGCCCAUCGCGCAGACCCAGCAGAUGCACACGCAUUCGCCCGUGCAGCUGGUGCCGUCGUUGCAGGCGCAGUCCAUGGCGUCGUCUGGCCCCCCCGCCCUGACGCAGAGACACAGCUCGGGCCAAGCCCUCAUGCAGCAGCCGUUCCCACACACGCACACGUCGACGUUGCAGCAGCAGAAGGGCGUGGCGCUGCAGCAGAAGGUACAACAGAUGCAGCAACAUCAACAACAGCCGUCGCCACGAAGUAAAGCGGAGCCUUUCUCAACAGGUUGCCUGCGUGAGAGCCCGUCUCCCCUGAUGAUGCAUUCUCCUCAGAUGCCUCAGUUCCACCCGGUGGGACACCAGUCGCCCCCACAGACCAAGAAACAUGAGCAGAGGUCCAACCUAGUCAAAGAGGAGAAGCCUUCCCAGUCGCCAGUUCUGCCCCCGUCGCCCUUCAGCCCCGCCAUGCGCGUGGAAACACACAAACCCGACAGCAAACACAGAUUGGAUCUGAAGCCACUGGAUGGUUCUCGCCCUGGUUCUCGCCUCCUGGACUCCCCGGCGGCGCCCUGCUCGCAGCAAGACAACAAGAUCAAGCAAGAGCCCAAAACCCCCAUCGCCCCGAAGAAGACACAGGACGUGAAGUUAAAGAACAUGGGCUCUUGGGCCAGCCUGGCUCAGCGGUCGCAGUCCACGCCGGCCUCCUCCGUUCGCUCCUCCAGCGACAGCUUCGAGCAGUUCAGACGGGUGGCGAGGGAAAAGGAGGAGAGAGAGCGACAGCUGAAGGCACAGGCGGAGCAGGCCAGGCGAGAGCAAGGAAAACUGCGCUGUAGCCGUGACGACGAGGACACGAUGGAGCAGGCUCGCCGAGUGCAAGAAGACACCCGUCGCCGGACGCAGGAGCAGCAGCAGCAGCAACAACAGCAACAGCAGCCGCCGCCGCCGCCGCCGCCGCUUGCUCCCACGCCUCCGGCCUCAACCCCACCCACCCACUCUCCACAGGCUCCACCCACGCAGCCACAACCCCCGCCCCCGUCCUCGUCAGCCGCACAGAACGCCCUCGACCAGCAGAGGGAGAUGGCGCGCCGCCGUGAGCAGGAGCGGCGCAGGAGAGAGGCGAUGGCCGACACCAUUGACAUAAACUUCCAGAGUGACCUGAUGGCCAUAUUUGAAGAGAACCUGUUCUGAGACCUGGGGGGGAAACGGAGGAUGAUGGGAUUGAGAGACAGACCUUAGAGACUUACAUCAGAAAAUAUACGAAAAUGCAUAUAGACCACAAUGCUCUGAUAUACAUGGUCGCUGCUCAUAUGAAUGCAAACACACACAUACACACACACACAGACACACACACACACGUACACACUUGAUAGUAACUGUCCCUUUCUCUCAGUAGUAGAAACAGCUGGCUCGUGUCAUGUGAAGGGGGGGGGGGUGAAAGAAGAAAACCCUGUCUUCCCUCCGACCGACCUCAGACACGUUCUGGUCUUUAUGGUCGGAGACGGACUCUGAAUUGAUCAGGUUGUCGGCUCCCGCCGGGAAAAAAUAACGACGGCAGAAUGAAAAGGAGGCGACUUAACUUCUACAUUAAAAAGGAAAAAAAAUUAGAAUGGCGAUGAUGAGUAGGAUUUAAUUUAAGUGAACAUUAAACAAACAAACCUUUAUUCUCUAAACGUCUGAUGGGAGAGAAAAGGGUUUGAAAGGAACGGGUGACCAAAUCACAGACGGACACAUCACUUAGUUCUUGUUUCUAUUUCCUUCUCUUUCUAAUCUCUUUGUCUCUUAUGCUCUUAUUUUUACGUUUUUGAAUUUUUUAACGUGUUGGAGUGUUUUGGGGGGGUCGAGUUUGUCAGGUCGCAAGCGGGUCGUCUGAGGAGUCGGCGGUUUUCUCAGGACACGGUGGAAAUGAAACACACACUCUCUCACACACACACACACACACACACACACACACACACAUACCCCGGGCCGCGAACACACACUUUUCUAAGACAUCCUUCCUCCCUUCACGACCUGCUACCGCUCCCUGCCCGCCCAUGACUUGAUGAGGCGGGCAGAACAAAACCGGAGGUGAUGAUGAGGAAGGAACGAUGGUGUUUCAAAAUUAAAAAAUUAAAAAAGUUUCAGUAAUAGAGUGUGUCCUCUGCCUUAGCGCUCUGGCCUGUAAACUACUACACGAUCACGCCCGACAAAUUAUACAUAUUAUAUAUAAAUAGAUACAUGAAUAUAUAUUAUAUACAACGGACAAAGUCGACGACAAAAAACAAAAAAAAACAAAAAAGGACCACGAGAGGAGGGAUUUGGAUUCGCGGGGAGCGAAAAAAAAGAAAAGCUCGUCUCUGUUCAUCUCUACGCUCUGGUUUUUGAUUUUGUAGAAUUUACUGUAAAGAAGAAGACGAAGAAGAAAACAAAAAAAAAACUUUUUUAUGAUUCUAACUACGGAGAGGAUGUUUUUUUUGUCUGUUUGAUUCUCUCUCUCUCUCUCUCUCUCUCUCUCUCUCUCUCUCUCUCUCUCUCUCUCUCUCUCUCUCUCUCUCUCUCUCUCUCUCUCUCUCUCUCUCUCUCUCUCUCUCUCUCUCUCUCUCUCUCUCUCUCUCUCUCUCUCUCUCUCUCUCUCUCUCUGACCUUUCCCCGACUUGGUUCUGUUUGAUUCUCGACUCGAUGCCAAAACCAACCUGUUGAGUGCUGAAAGUUCAUUCGCGUUUUUUUUUUUUUUUUUAACAUGUAAAAUGCGUCUUCUUUUCACUUUAUAUUAAAGGCUACGUUUUUAUUGCUAUUUAAUUUGAUCCUUUAUCCCCCUUUUUAAAACUGAGAAGUCACGCCGCAGGUUUGCUCCGUCACCGUCGCCCAGACGCGGCCCAUCGCUCACGCCGCCGAUCACCCGUCGCCCUGCCGCUGUCACGUAAAUCUGCACUUGCACGUUUCAUCACUUUCAUCUUUUAUUUUUAAUUUUUCGUCCCCCGUGAUUUCCUCUCAUCAUUGACACGUCUGUCUGUCUGUGUUUGUCUUUCUUAGCCGUCUCGCCGUCUGCCACUGUCUUUCUCCACAGCGUCUACAGUCUGUACCAUAGGUUUCCUGUUUGUCCCUUUUUUAGUUUGAACUUUUUUGAAUGUGUUUAUCGUCCAUGGUAACAGUUUUGGGAUGUCGUGUGCCAUUGUGUUUCUUUCUUCUUUUUUUCUGGAAGCGGGAGGUCGUGUCCCCCCCCCCCCGGGCUUCUGUAGGUUGGCCCAGAUAUCUGUGAGUGUUUUCAAUCCUAUAAUCACUUCAUUCAUUUCUUUUUCCCUUCUCAUAUUCGAUUGUUUUGAGUUUCUUUUGUUUUUUUUCCCCCCCUUUGGUUUAUUUUACCCAGGACAACCUGUCGGUAUGUUGGUGAGUGAGGCAUUGAGGUCAAUAGAUUCAUCUUGUUCAGAGUACAACAUUUUUUUAAAGAAAAGUAUUAAAAUAAUCUUUAAAAAAAAGAACUUUAA